AUGACACGAUGGUGGGAAUCCUACUUUACCUACUCCCCAGACCAACCCGAAUCCCCCAUCGACCAUGACAUCCACUUCCGCCCCGGUCUCGCCCCCGACGGCACCGAGACCUACAUGCCGCGCACCGUAUUCUACGACCUCAAAAACGCCUUUGGCACCCUCCGCAAAGUCAACGCCCUCUACGACAUCGAACGACGACACCCCCGCCGCCCAAGCACUAUGCUGGACCCGACUUCCCUGUGGCACACCUCGGCGUUGUUGGCAGCUGCGGUGGAGAGCGUCAUGCUGCCAUCGAGAAUGAAGGAUCCCCUGAAGAGGGAAUCCCUGGGUCAGAUGGCCGAAGUCCUGAACGUCAUGGGCAAGCAGAGCGUUGCCGGCCUACAAAUGAGCUUUGCGCGGCCGGGGUCGGAGGAUACCAGGGAAAAGAAACUAUCCGAGGAGGAACUUUCCGAGGGCGUGCAGCUUGAUAUUCGCUUCGCGCCGUCGUAUCAGCUCGACUCGUAUACCCGGUCGAAUGGGUUCGACAGGCCACGCGUGUUCGGCCAGCUGGUCACCUCGCGGGGUUAUGAGGAAGAGCAGGGUGAGAAUGGGGAAGAGGAUGAGGCAGGCCGUCGGGUGCGGCGAAGCUCUUACGAACCUGUAACGAAAAGCUGCACCACGGACCUCCGAUUCCCACUGCUGGAUAGCUUUCCAGAGAUCUUCCGAGGCGACGACGAUGAGCCGCUGACGGAAUCACUCAACAUCACAAGCAGCUUAUCCACCGACUCGUCCGUUGCUCGGAAACUGAAGCAGCUGCGGUCAACGGUUAUUCGGUCCAUCGGUCUAGAAGACCGCGAAACACUCGGGAACGAGCUCAUGGAAAUGGCAGACGAGUACCACGAGGGGUGGUCAAGCGGGAGUGACGAUGGGGAGGAUGACUAA
Chaetomium globosum CBS 148.51 is the source of this 921-nucleotide messenger RNA. RefSeq lists its product as uncharacterized. The record is from RefSeq and is a predicted model, not a curated record. Bases 1 to 921 code for a protein of 306 amino acids. NCBI's taxonomy places the organism in Eukaryota, Fungi, Ascomycota, Sordariomycetes, Sordariales, Chaetomiaceae. Gene Ontology annotation, cellular component: cytoplasm. Gene Ontology annotation, biological process: mitochondrion distribution. The transcript has 4 exons.